Messenger RNA from Tilletiaria anomala UBC 951, 270 nucleotides. RefSeq lists its product as uncharacterized. NCBI's taxonomy places the organism in Eukaryota, Fungi, Basidiomycota, Exobasidiomycetes, Georgefischeriales, Tilletiariaceae. The coding region runs from base 1 to 270 and encodes 89 amino acids. The record is from RefSeq and is a predicted model, not a curated record. The transcript has 3 exons.
AUGCUGCAGCGCCUCAACGACGGCGAGGGCUACGAGCUCUACCUCCAAUCGACGUGUGGCCUGGGAUCCAAGCUGGCUGGGAAGCGCUUCCGCGCAACUCGAUCUUCGCCGACCCGCACGGCCACGCAGGCGCAGUGCACAAUCGCCCCGCCGUUUGCCGCUACCAUCUUGCUCGAUCCGUGGAUAGAGCCGCUGCUGCUCACGCAUCCGAAUUCCGUGAAUAUCGUCGCGCCGCUGUACGUCAUGAAUCCCGAGCCGUUCGCCGGGUGA